Scatophagus argus is the source of this 9083-nucleotide messenger RNA. It is a transcript of the gene rfx3, whose product is annotated as regulatory factor X, 3 (influences HLA class II expression). Gene Ontology annotation, molecular function: RNA polymerase II cis-regulatory region sequence-specific DNA binding; DNA-binding transcription factor activity, RNA polymerase II-specific. The record is from RefSeq and is a predicted model, not a curated record. Lineage: Eukaryota; Metazoa; Chordata; Actinopteri; Scatophagidae. The coding region runs from base 1974 to 4253 and encodes 759 amino acids. Gene Ontology annotation, cellular component: nucleus. Gene Ontology annotation, biological process: regulation of transcription by RNA polymerase II. The transcript is spliced from 18 exons.
GGUAUUGUGAAUAUCGGGCACACUUGUGGUUACAAAUUUACACAAACUCCAUAAUGCAUGGCUGGUUAAUUCAAUCAGCACUCAUUUUAAGUGAUAUACCACCACUUUCCCCCAUUUUCUUGUAGCCUUUGCUUUUAGUCUUCUAUCAAAGGUAGGAAAACGAAGAAAGAAGUCAAUUUUUUAUUUGAAGCAUAGGAACAAGAAACAGCUUGAACAUGUGAAGAAAAAAGUGAGAUUUUUUUAUGAUCCUUUAAAAUUCCAUGAAUGCAGAUGGAUUGUGACCUACACCCAUUUUUAAACAGAACAAAAAAAAAAAACACUCUGGGGUGUGCAAAAGCAGGAUCGCCAGUAAACCAUUGCUUCCUUUAUUUGAUUUUUUAACUUAAAAAUGUCAAGUCAAGUCAAGACUGUCAAGAAAAACAGAUCUCUGUGGCAAGCUGAAUUGCUCUUUACACUGCUGAAAGACAAAUGAAAAGGGAACACCUAGAUCUUGCUGAGGCUGAGACAAAGCUCAGAGUGGUUUAACACAGUGGCUUUAGCAGCACUUUUUGCUCUUUGUAGCAAGACUCAAUGACAGGCCUGUGACCUCUAGUGUGCACAUACCUUACAAAUUAAACCAAAUUUAACCAUCCCCCAUUCUCUCACUGUGCUGGGUUUUAUAUUGUAAAGUAUUUUUCUUUAUUUGUUUAUUCAUUUAUAUUUUAUGUGUGCGUGUAGCUGUGUGUUUAAAGCUUUAUUUUACAUACUUACUAUCUUCAAAUCUCUACAGUACAAACAUUUAUCACUGUAGUGGCCGUUCUGGUCAUCAUAAAAAAAAGCACAUGCAUCUUGAAUCAUCAUCUAUAUAAGCCUGAUCAUAAUCGUGUGACAGUGAAAAUGAAGGUGUUUAUAAAGGUGUUGUCUUUACGCCCCAAAAGGACAGCAAUUAAAUACUCCUACUCAAGCACUAAUUAAUAAUACUAAUUAUAACUCAAGCUGUGAAGUACAAUUUUUACAUAUUUGUUCUUUGCUUACUUUACUGUCGUUCCAUUUUAUGUUACAUUAUAAUUCUACUACUCUACAUUUCAGAGGGACAUAUUGCACCUCUUAUUUCAUUAUAUUUAUAAUUUACCAUUUAUGUUAAAAUAGAUGUUCUGCUUCUACACGAUAUGAUGCAGUAUCCGAGUGACACUAAGUAUGUAAAACUGAAUCCAAAUAAACAUUGUGUGCAGCACUCAAAUGCUGCAGUGUAUUGAUCAGUUAUAUUUGAAAUAAUAAUAAUAAUACCGUGAAAUGAGCCAUUCUGCAGAAUGAUUAUUUUCUCAUACUUAAUGUAGGCUACGUUUUGCUGAAUGACACUUCUGUACUUUUCACUAACUGGCAACUGAACUCUGAAUUCAGGACUUCUAUUUUGCAAAAGAGUAUUUCUGCAAUUUUCUAUGUCUGUUUUCUUACUUUAGUAAAGGAUUUGAGUACUUCUUCGAACGCUGCAAAAGGACCAAAACAAAUUUCGCACUUUAUUUCAACAUCCUAUAACAUGUUAUUCCUUCUCGGUGUAUGGGAAGUGUGUAAAGAGCUGACUAAAAUGCAUGGGCUCGGGUGACAUGAAAACAUAUUCCUAAUACAGCCUCUCGCUCACAUACGUACUAAUGUAUGUCGGCGUGAUCUUAUUCCUGUCAAGUCUUUAUUAAGUAUUGCGCUUUAAUCUCCUCCCACCUGCAUGCUAAGGUUGCGCGCUCCCGGUGAGUGAGUUUUAUAGCAACUGUUGCCCAGUGAGGCAGCGCCACAGUCACCGUAGUCCUGGCGACUGUAACCCACCAACAACAACCUCUCGCUCCAUCAUUACCACCUCCUCCACCAUCCUCAUCUCAUCAACCAGUCCACAGCUCAGAAAGUGGCCUGUAUGAUACUGAAGAUAAAGGGAAGGGACAGGCUUUCCCUGGAGAGAAUCGAAGCUGUUUGGAGACCCAGCUUAAUUAACCAGGAGAGGCGCCAUGCAGACCCCUGAAGCAGGCGCUGACUCCACCUCCACUGUCCCUCUUCAGACCACCGUGCCUGUCCAGCCUACCGGCUCCACCCAGCAGGUGCCUGUACAGCAACAGGCCCAGACUGUUCAACAGGUUCAGCAUGUUUACCCAGCACAGGUGCAGUAUGUGGAGGAAAACAGUGGCGUCUACACCAAUGGAAACAUAAGAACCUACUCCUACUCAGAGCCGCAGCUGUAUAGCCAGAACAGCGGAGGAAGCUACUUUGACACGCAGGGCAGCUCAUCACAAGUGUCCACUGUGGUGACUUCUCAUGGCAUGGCCAACAACGGAGGAGGGGGCAGUGGAGGAAUGAACAUGAAUCUGGCGGGGGGUCAGGUAAUCAGCAGCAGUCCUGGGGCUUACAUCAUGGACAACGCUGGACCCCAUCCUGCCACCCAGACUGCACGAGCUUCCCCAGCUACUAUUGAAAUGGCGAUUGAGACGCUCCAAAAAUCUGAGGGUUUAUCCAGUCAGAGAAGCUCGCUGCUCAACAGCCAUCUCCAGUGGCUGUUGGACAACUACGAGACAGCAGAGGGCGUAAGUCUACCACGAUCCACCCUCUACAAUCAUUAUCUGCGCCACUGCCAGGAGCAGAAACUGGACCCUGUAAAUGCAGCCUCUUUUGGCAAACUCAUCCGCUCCAUCUUCAUGGGACUCCGUACAAGGCGCCUUGGGACAAGAGGGAACUCCAAAUAUCAUUACUAUGGUAUACGUGUGAAACCAGAUUCCCCGCUAAAUAGACUCCAAGAAGACAUGCAGUAUAUGGCCCUCAGACAGCAACCUGUUCAGCAGAAACAGAGGUUCAAGCCAGUGCAGAAGUUUGAUUCUUGCUCUGGGGAGAAUUACUCAGGUGGAGGCCAGCCACACCCUGGCGCAGCAGAGCAGACAGUCAUUGCACAGAGCCAACACCACCAGCAGUUCCUAGAUGCAUCGCGGGCACUUCCUGACUUUGUAGAGCUGGACCUGGGACAGAGCAAUACAGAGAACAUCAGUCCGGAGGAUGUGAAAGCUCUCCAGUCCCUUUACAGAGAGCACUGUGAGGCUAUCCUGGACGUGGUUGUCAACCUCCAGUUCAGUCUAAUUGAGAAGCUGUGGCAGACAUUUUGGCGUUAUUCUCCCCCUGACUCUGUAGAGGGAGCUACUGUAACAGAAAACAGCAGCGUAAGUGAGAUUGAAGCACGGCUCCCCCGUUCUCAGCUACUGGCGCUGUGCAGAAAUGAGGCCGUUCUUAAAUGGAUGAGCACCUGUGACCAUCUAAUGUACCAGGCCCUUGUGGAGAUCCUCAUUCCUGAUGUCCUGAGACCCAUUCCCAGUGCCUUGACUCAAGCCAUUCGCAAUUUUGCCAAAAGCCUGGAAGGUUGGCUCAAUAAUGCCAUGAAUGCCAUUCCACAGAGAAUGAUCCAGACAAAGAUUGCCGCUGUUAGUGCCUUUGCGCAAACACUGCGCAGAUACACAUCUCUGAACCACCUGGCUCAAGCGGCACGCGCUGUGUUGCAAAACACGUCUCAGAUCAACCAGAUGCUGAGUGAUCUCAACCGUGUUGACUUUGCCAACGUGCAGGAGCAGGCAUCGUGGGUGUGCCAAUGUGAGGAGGGAGUUGUUCAGCACUUGGAGCAGGACUUCAAGGCCACACUACAGCAGCAAAGUUCUCUGGAACAGUGGGCAGCCUGGCUGGAAAACGUGGUCACUCAGGUGCUCAAGCCUUACGAGCACCGGCCCAGCUUUCCCAGGGCAGCCCGACAGUUCCUGCUCAAGUGGUCCUUCUACAGUUCUAUGGUAAUCAGGGACCUGACUCUGCGCAGUGCUGCCAGCUUUGGUUCCUUCCACCUGAUUCGUCUGCUGUAUGAUGAGUACAUGUUUUAUCUAGUGGAGCAUCGUGUGGCCCAGGCUACUGGAGAGACACCUAUUGGUGUCAUGGGAGAGUUCGACAGCCUCAACACCCUGUCCCUAACUAACAUUGAUAAAGAUGAAACUAGCGGGAUGGACAGUGACUUAGAGGAGGACACGGAGGAGUCUGGGGAACCGGUUGCCAAGCGAGAGAAAUCGGAGCAUGAGGUGAUCCAGGUUAUCCAGGUCGGAGCAUUAGAGGACGGGUCCCACCCUGUGGUGGGGGUCGUCCAGCCAGGUGUUCUCCACUCACUCCCCCAGCCCCCACAGGACCACACUGAGCACAUACUAACCCCCUCUGUUGGUACUCCCACCAUCCGCCACUGCAGCGCCACAGGCAACACCUACGCCUCCGUUUGAGUGUCUGAGGGCACGGCUGACCUUGUCUGGCCUAUUUUUGCUAUCUCGCUCUCCACAUAUCUUUCUCUCUGUAAGUCUAGAUGUUUCCGUCUUUUUCAUGCAUUGUCUCCGUCUGCACUUGUGUGGACACGCUCACCUCUCCGGAUCUAGCUCAGUCAGUGGGAGAGUGCUGAAAUAACGAUACUCUGGCCAACGUGCUGUUCGUGUCUUAGAUUCUGGAUGUGUCGUCAACCCCUAGGUCUGUGCUCUUAUCACGAUGCAGCAGGUGGAGGAGAAGGACCAAUUUGACCCGUUGAUACGUUUCCUGCCCAGGCGUGACUUGACGCCUCUGUCUGUCUGUACAGACAUGUUUUAUCAUGAAGGAAAGUUAAACUUUUUCAAACUACUGAUGUCUCAGAGCUCAAAUCCAUGUCACUAGUCCCAAUGGAGCAAAGUCAUCUAUUAACUCAAGACCUUCGCCUAUUGUAAAUAAUUUUGCUGUACUUUCAAUUGGUAUUACCCAAAACUCAUGGUGCUAUCAUUGUUUGUUUUUGUUUUAAUUUCCACGUAUUCCUCCCGAUUUUAUUGUGGCUUAUGUCAACAUGCAUUCCAACUGCUGAUUAACGUUUGGCUGAACAAAAUAUUUUUCAAUAUGUAGCUAAAAAAACAAACAAACAAAAAAAAAACAACAAAGGGAUGAUUUUCUAUGUAUGUCCUAUAUAUACUAUCUAAAAGAGGAUCAUGGGCCAGUUUUUUUCUGUUCUGUUUGAAAAUUAUAUGGUAGCCACUUACUGAUAACCACGUAUAGAUUUUAGCCACAAAAAAAGAAACCCCUAAAGAAAUACCUAUGCUGCUACUUGUGUGUAUAUAAAAAUGAGAUUGAGAAGACUGGCUGUACAAAAACCAUUUCCUCAGUGCUAGCUUUUCUAUGCACUCCUGUGCAUAACGCUUUAGAUGCUCUGUAGUGCCGUUUAUAUGACGAGCUGUAAUCUUGAAAACAACUUACUGGACAUGUUCCCCUGUUUUUUGCAGUUUCUGUCUUAAUGAAAUUUCUUAAGUUCACGAAGGACCAAAACCAAACCAACAAGAGGAAGCUAAGAGUGAGCCAUCUGGGCCACCCGAGAGCUGCUUCCUGUCCCACAGUGCCAUGUUGCAGAGCAGAAGGAAUGUCAGGGAUUUAAUGUACCUCGGCUUUAUCAUAGUGCCUUAUCCUUAAAUGCAGCUGUCCUUGUAGUCCUGACUGUGUGCUGUAGAGAGCCCACAGCCCCUCUGCAUCAUCCCAGCCACAGAUUUGGCUUUCUGGUGACUCGUGGCUGGAUUUGGGCUGGCUCAUCAGUGUUGAGACCAAGGGAUGCAGGCACAGACACACCCGUCGUUUUCUCUGGAUCAGCUCUGUCAAGCUUAUUAACUAUCUGAAUCGUGGUCUUUAGCCUUGCGUCUGCCCUCACUCUGCCCUCUUGAGGCCUAUUCUUGCAUUAGCCUUUGUUAUCGGGUGAAGUGUGAGUGUGUGUUUGUUUGUUUGUGUGCUUGCGUGUAUGUGUGAGGCAACACGGAUGCAUAGGUCCGCACUGUGUUUUUAUGUGCAUGUGUACAAGUGUAUAUAAGCCGGUGCGUCUGCAUGUUUGCGUGUAUGUGUUGGAACACAUCCAUCAGUCACCCUACCUCAAACCAGUGGUGCCAGCCCUUUGACGCGUGCAGCACAGUCACCAAACCUUAUUGCACACACACACCACUGUACUGCACAAAUCUCAACGCGAUAGAGAAAAACUGCAUUGCUUUUCUCUCACCUCUGAUACGUUUUCACUUCAGUUUUUAGCCCGUAAAAUGCUUUCAUCCUUUGUUCCCUGUUUAAAGAUCAUCUUUGUACAGCGGACCAAAAGUAGAUAUUUUGUGAUAUUCAAAGAGAUAUAUAGAUAUAUAUGUAUAGUAUAUAUAAUGAUGAUACACUACUUAUAUUUGUUGCUUUUUAUGUGAUUGAUCUGAUUGUUUAUAUGUGAUUGUUUCUUUUGGUAGCUCCUCUGUAAUUAGUUCAUAGACUGUGAAAUGGGAAAGGCAUGGGAUUAACUUCUGAUUCAUUAGACUGCAUCUAUACUUGAACUGUUAUAGCCUUCUAUGUCGUGGAGAAUAUUGAGAUUAAUCCUCUAAAUAGGAACAUUUUGUUAAAAAUUUUUUUCAUUACCUUUUUCAUGCUCGUUGAAAUGGUCUGAACCAUUUCUCUGCAGAAAUGUUUAUUUAUUGAUAUUUAUUGUGAGGUUUUACGUUUGUUUUGUAUUUUGAUCCAUCACAACAUAUUGAAAUGGGUAUUGUUAAUGAAUUAUACCACUACAAACAACAGACCUACUGUACAGGAGGACCAACUUUUCUUGUUUUGUUUGUUUUUUCUUUUUAAGUCUUAUAUGGGGUGGGGGGGGGGCAUUGUAUUUGCUGUAUUCACAAUUGUUUAGGUUCUAUCAGUACUCAAAGAAAUCCUUUAAAUAGUGAGCAGAAUCUUUGACAUUUGCAUUGAUUGUGCCUGUGUACAAAACAUGUGAAGGAGAGUGGGGGAAGUGCAAAUCCUGCACAUCAUUUACCUUACUGGGUCAUAGGACUUCUCAUAUGCGUUUUGUUAUGUCCGUCAAAACCAGAGAAUCGAAAAAGUCUAUUCUGGCAUCGCUGGAGACACAUUUCUCGUCGUUUAAACUCACGGUACACAUCUCAUACUGUAGCCUUACCCUCAUCCUGCUGGCUUGAAAUAUCUGGCCUACCACAUCAAGGCAUGAAGUGCACACAAAUCUGGCUUUCUUCAUUUUGUUGCUUGAGGACAGUUAGACAAGCCUGCAACAAAAGGUCAAUGAACUUUAAGUAGCUGGAAGUUGAAAGCCGGAGGCAUUUUACGUCAGUCUGUGACCAUAAUCAACUCGCAUGAUAGAUGCUCCAUGGCUCUUGGUAUUGAACAAUUUGAAUAUAAGUUGUAAGAACACUGAGAAAGUAAUGAAAACAUCCAAUGAAAAAACGAGUUUACAAAAAUCCAGAUCGUCUCUUAUACUUUCUCCAGACCUGCAUAUAAAUCUGUGUUCUCAUCAUAAAUACCUCUCGCUCAAUAGCUCAUUUAACUGACGCCACCACUCACUGAAGUUUUGAGAUUGAACUGUGAAAAGUGUUGGGGUUUUGUCUUUGACUUUAAAAUUUGAAAUCGUGUGUACCAGUUAGGAAUGAAGGUUUUGUGCGAUAUUUUUUCUUCCCCACUGCUUUUUUUUUUUUUUUUUCACCCUUUGUUUCACUGAAUUACUUUUAUAACAUAAACCUCAGCUCCCUUGUCAUAUAACUUUGUAGAUGUAAACUUUCAUUAUUUUUGUGCCUGAAGUGAAAAUGGCUUAUAAAUUUUUUGUUUGUUUAAAUCUUAAACUUGUGCUUUAGGGUCAUAAGUGCUUUCUGGUUUUGCACGCCUACCAUGUGCUGCUAGAAAUCGUUUUUGUCUUUGUCCCCCCCCCCCUUUUACAUUUCUUUACAUUAAGCGUAUGUGCCAGGUAGUGAUGUAACUUUCUGCAACUCAAAGUUUGCCUGGUCAACACUGGACUGAUGCUAAUGCUGCCAACACAAUUGUACUUUAUUUCUCUGUGUCUUUUAAAUUGAGAAGUAAGAUUGUUUUGUUUUGUUUGUUUGUUUUUUGUUUAAACAGCUGUUUGCAAAUGAGCCCGUUUCCAACCAGAAAAUGGUUAUUACAGAAGAAAAAAGAAAAAGACAUAAGCUAUUCCUUAACUUGUCAUAGGAGCAGAAGCUAAGAGAUGUCUCUUCACCUGGACAAAAUGGCAGCUUCACUGACCCAUAGCAGACUCCAGUGCCUUUAAUUUCACCCCGGCCAGAGCAGAUGGCCUGGGUGACUAUUGGGUCUCUGGUGGGCUCCAGAUCGAGGCUAUCAGAGCAGACAUUUUAUUGCACAGGUGCUGCCACUGAGAAGACACCAGGGUUGAGGAAGCAUAAAGACCUGUCCUCAAACCGGACUAUUAAUUAUUUACUGGAUGUGACGCCACACACACACACACACACACACACACACACACGCUCUCAUAUUUCGUAGUUUACACAUGCUAGACGACCUGCAGACGGCUUUUUAUUGUAUAGAACUGGUUAAUGAACAAGGAGAGUUACUGUAAGUGAAAACACUCUCUUCUGACUUUUCUCAUGAUCGUGAUUUCUUUUUGUCAAAUGAUAUUUUCUGAAUGCUGUGACCUGUUUGAGAUUUGUAUUUGGAUGUUUUCAAGUGCCAUUUGACAGUCUAGUGAGUCGUGGCCAUCUGUAGCACGCUCUAAUGCAAGCACAAGCAUUUGGCAGUGGCAUUUGGGGAAGGUUUUUUUUUUUUUUUUUUUUUUUUCUUUUGAUUCACCCAAGACAAAAAUAUGUAUAUAUAUCAAAAAAAACUGAAAAAGUAUAUUUAUUUGUGUCCUAAUUAUUUGAUUUGUUCUUUUGGUGAACAUUUUAUCAGAUAUGUUGGCUAAAGUGCUUUUGUGAUUUCUUUUUCCUCUUUUUUGGAUAAUGUAAUGUAUCUGAUAUAAUAUAUACACACUAAUUUCAUGUGACUUUCUUUUUGUGUGCCAUUAAGUUUUCUUCUCAAAUUGGCAAGCAAACCAAUGCGUGUAGGGUGAUUUGUAUUGUGUAUUUUACAUAAAAAACAAGGACAAUUGGGGGACUUUUAUAUUUAUAAAGACAUUAUCAUUUAGUGUGUCGUAUUGAUGAAUAUAGAAACUAUUAAAGACACAUGUAGUUUGGUUUUCUGAAUAUUUCAGAUCUCAGCUCAGGCUAGCUUCUUAGUGUUGUUUUCUUAAAAUUUGUGACUUGUCUUUGCAGUAAUAAACGUUUUCUUGUUGAAAGUCA